Messenger RNA from Salvia splendens (bonfire salvia), 599 nucleotides. RefSeq lists its product as uncharacterized. Bases 171 to 554 code for a protein of 127 amino acids. NCBI's taxonomy places the organism in Eukaryota, Viridiplantae, Streptophyta, Magnoliopsida, Lamiales, Lamiaceae. The record is from RefSeq and is a predicted model, not a curated record. The transcript is spliced from 2 exons.
UUGAAACCCAAACAUGCACUACACUUCAAAAAUAGGCAUAUGUGAUCAAAUAAAUAAAUAUACUGUUUAUAAUAAUAUCUCUCAAUUACUUUGCCAUUUGGAGACCUGUCCACUGCCCUUUCUCCAGCCCGCGACUAUAUUAACCCUCCAUUUCAUGCAAUUUCUCAUCCAUGGAUUAUGACAGGAUGCAGGAGCCCUUCGAGGAGGAAGAUGACGAUGUUUUCUACUGCGAACUUCGCAGGCAAGUCUUGCAAUUGACAGCUGAAGACGAUGACGAUGAUGUUUGUGAUGCGAUGGUCCGUAAACAAGGCCCGUAUGUUGGCGCUCCACAGCCUGUUUGCUAUCACGAUUGGCCCGGGAUUGACGAGGGCUGCGGUUUUGCUGCGCCUGCAUGGAUCGUCAACUUGUGGCGAAGUGGAAAUGGGACCGGUGUUUUCAUACCUCAAGGAGUUCAGUCUAGAAGAACAGACAGAUCAAGAAGGAAGAAUGGUAGAGGAAAGGGACACAGAAAGGGACACAAGCGAGUAGAGAGAAUGAAUCAUUUUCUACUAUAGCAUAGUAUAUGUAUAGAUAAAAUGGAUAUGUAUGGAUUUAUCUGU